AACACGCUCACAAUAUUACUUCCGGUUUGAAAAUUUGAUUGUUUUUUGCUCACUCGUCACUGGAUUCAUAUUAAACAUUAAUUUGUUCUAACAUUUAAGUUACAAUAUAACAGUAAACAUGCCUAAAGGUGUUGGUCGAAAAGUCCGUUCGAAGCAUAGUUAUAGAUAUAAUGUUAACCGAAGACAGGAAAAUAAGAAAAGGAAAAAAGUGCCCAGUAUUGAUUGUGCUUUGAUAAAGAAAUUCUGGAACAAGGGUAAAUCUUCACAAAGCAACUUUGAAGACAUGGGACUUUGUUUUAAUCCUAAUAAAACACUGCCUAUUCCAAGUGUAAAGGAUAUCAUGGGUUAUCGAAGCCUUGAAGCUGAAACGAUGGAAGUGGAUAAAACAAAGAAACCUCCUAGAAAAGAUUUUGUUGUAAAAGGUUUAGAAGAAGAAGCAAAUAGUGCAGGAAAACGGCCAAAAUCCAUGGCAGAAGAAGACGUCAAAUACUGUAUACUAAUGAUGGAAAAAUAUGGGGAAGACUAUGAAAAAAUGGCAAGAGAUUACAGGAACUAUUAUCAAGAUACACCAAAUCAAAUUAAGAAAAAGAUAAACAAAUUUAAAAAUAUGGAAAAGCAAUAUAAAAAAUAUUUAGCAUCAAGGAAUUCAGAGAAAGCAACGACAGAAAUAGACACAGCAACAAAAACAGAAAUGGAAAUAGAGACAGAAGCUCAAUCUUAAAUGAUGUACAAAUAAAAAAAGUAAUAAUUGC
Messenger RNA from Octopus sinensis (East Asian common octopus), 752 nucleotides. Its product is annotated as nucleolar protein 16. The transcript is spliced from 5 exons. Gene Ontology annotation, cellular component: nucleolus. The coding region runs from base 119 to 721 and encodes 200 amino acids. NCBI's taxonomy places the organism in Eukaryota, Metazoa, Mollusca, Cephalopoda, Octopoda, Octopodidae. Gene Ontology annotation, biological process: ribosomal large subunit biogenesis. The record is from RefSeq and is a predicted model, not a curated record.